AGCUGCGCUUCCUGUCACUUUUCAAGGCUGCACAGUUGGCAGGUAAAGCAAGGCAUAACUAGAAGAAGAAAUAUCAUCGCGGAGACAUCUGCGCAGUCUGUCUACCGUGCUUUGUUCCGCUCCGCUCCACACUUUUGCGACAGGAUUCAGGACCGACAAGCAAGAGCAACACUGUGUUGAACCAAGCAGUGGGAUGAACCGAUAUCGCAAUAUUCCAGGGCUUCGGGGUCCGUCGAAAGCGACUCCGAAUACCCUCUGUCAAAAAUGCUUGAAAAGAGGUCACUACAGCUACGAAUGCAAUGUGACUCCACAAGAACGUCCAUAUACGUCGCGCCCAUCGAGAACCCAGCAAUUAGCGAACCCGAAGCUGCUACAGCCACUAUCAACGGAAAUCCCAACAGAAGCCUCGACUUUAAAAGGACCACCAAGCAGUCUCCUUAACCGAAAGGACGGGGAGAUACAUCCUAGCAAAAGAAAUUCAAGUAAGAAUGACACGCGGUCUAGCACGAGAAGGCCGAAAUCGCGGUCCCCUUCAGUCUCUUCGAGUAGAUCUUCGAGUUCAGUUUCCACCAUAUCCACCAACCGCUCGCGGUCCUCCCCUCCGAAGAGACGGCACGACUUGUCCCCAUCACCCUUCCGGACGGAUGAGCGUAAAAGAAAAGCAAGAAGUUCAUCAAGUGAAUCAUAUUUUUCGUCCGAUUCAGAUGCGGAAACGCAUUCGCGCUCGCGUGAAACCGACCGCCGUAUUCGACGCAAGUGGAAGUCGCAAAGCCCUAGCGAACGGGGAAGACGGUGCGAUCCAAGGAGGAGAGGGAGUUGGAGAGGUAGAUCUGAUAGUCGAAGCAUGGAUAGGAGCAGGAUUGCGAGAGAGAGGCGCUCGGUAACACCCUCAGCGAACCAAAAUGGACCGUCAACGUGGAAUGAACCAAGCCCUGUUCAGGGGUAUAGAAAACCUUCUCCAGGUUCAAGUCCUAGCAGAUCCAGGAUCAGGCGUCGCAUGCGCUCUCCCGCGAAGGACAGACGGGGAGAUGGUGACACUAUGAGACGUGCGGCACCUCAACCCGAAAGGCGAAGCUUGAGCCCAUACAGUAAGCGGCUGGCCUUGACGCAAGCCAUGAAUAUGAGGACGUGAAAAUUAUCUUCCACCGCAAGUGAAUGUUCUUUGUUUCUCACUUUGCAUGCUGGCUUCUCUUUUUCCCUUUUUCCUUUUUUCUCUUUCCACCUGCCGCGUGCGUUGUCGUCUGCAUUUUGAUCAUUAUUUCGGCGCCAAGGAGGAUCACGCUUAUAACGUUAACAACCGACAAUGUACCAUAUAUCCUUUUAGAAACUAUGACAUCUUGAUAUCUCGAGUA
Molecule: messenger RNA, 1352 nt
Organism: Coccidioides immitis RS
Lineage: Eukaryota; Fungi; Ascomycota; Eurotiomycetes; Onygenales; Onygenaceae
Exons: 3
Coding region: 194-1132 (312 amino acids)
Source: RefSeq, a predicted model, not a curated record